Molecule: messenger RNA, 546 nt
Organism: Chanos chanos (milkfish)
Lineage: Eukaryota; Metazoa; Chordata; Actinopteri; Gonorynchiformes; Chanidae
Product: C-type lectin domain family 4 member E-like
Exons: 4
Coding region: 1-546 (181 amino acids)
Source: RefSeq, a predicted model, not a curated record
AUGGAGUUGAGUGACGAUAUAUAUGCCAAUACAGGAUUUAUUGAGGACAACAAAUCUGGUAGAGAUGAAAGUGGGGACUCUUGUGAAAACAAGACUGAAACAAGACUGAUGCCAAAGGGAAACUCAGACUCUCAGAGCCAAGGUAACCAUCUUCGGCAAGGAUGGGUGAUCUAUAAAUCCAGUCUGUACUACAUUUCCAAUGAGGAGAGGACCUGGUCUGGGAGCAGACAGUACUGCAGAGACAGGGGAGCAGACCUGGUGAUCAUAAACAGCAAAGAGGAACAGGAAUUUAUUAAAGGUCUCAGUGGGGAUAAGAAAGCUUUCAUUGGUCUGACUGAUGAUGUCACAGAAGGGGUGUGGAAAUGGGUGGACGGCACAGCACUGACCACUGAGUACUGGGACAGAAAGCAGCAGCAGCCUGAUAAGGAACAUGAUGAAAACUGUGUUACUAUUCAAUAUCAAUAUUCUUGUGACCGUUUGGAAACCUGGCAUGAUGUUCCGUGCUCUGGCAGAUAUUAUUUUAUCUGUGAGAAAGCUGUACAAUGA